This is a messenger RNA of Solanum tuberosum (potato), 963 nucleotides long. RefSeq lists its product as uncharacterized. Lineage: Eukaryota; Viridiplantae; Streptophyta; Magnoliopsida; Solanales; Solanaceae. The record is from RefSeq and is a predicted model, not a curated record. Bases 1 to 963 code for a protein of 320 amino acids. The transcript has 3 exons.
AUGGUGCUACUAUUGCACACAAAUGGACAGUUCACUAGUCUAUCUUAUGAGGACCCACAAGUGCACAUUCAGAAUCUCCUCGAGAUCAGUGACACUUACACUCCAACUGGAGUGAACUCCGAUUAUGUGAGGCUCAUCCUAUUCCCCUUUUCUUCGCUAGGGGAAGCAAAAAUAUGGUUGAACUCUGAGCCUGCAAACUCCAUAACAUCUUGGGAUGAUCUUGCACGGAAGUUCUUGAUAAGGUUUUUGCUAUCCAGGAAAACAGCCAAACUGAGAAGCGAUAUAUUAAGCUUCCGACAGAAAGGAGGAGAAAACUUAUACCAAGCUUGGGAGAGGUUUAAAUCCAUGUUGCUGAGUUGUCCACAUCAUCAUCAAGUUAACAAAGUGUUGGUCCACAUCUUCAUUAAAGGAUUAGAACCAAACACAAAAACUUUACUUGAUUCUGCUGUAGGUGGACAAGCUUUGGAGAAGACAUAUGCUGAGCUAUUUACAUUCCUUAAUAGAAUCUCACAAUGUAAUCCUGAAUGGAAUGGAGGAGGACCUAAAACGGUCAUACAAAAGACUGCGAGAGUGUUGGAAGUGGAUGCAGUGACAACCUUAACUGCACAAAUUGCAGCAAUGCAAAAUAUGAUGACUACACACUUUAGCAACAUGUCACUAGGACAACAACAAGCUCAAGUUAAUAUGGUGCAGCAGCCACUAGUAUGGUGUGAAGUAUUGCCCAGCGAAGAGGAAUGCACCAAAAUUACGGCAACACCUAUAAUCCGAGCUGGCGGAACCACCCAAACUUUUCAUGGGGUGGGUCAUGAAAAUCAGCAGGCUGUUAAGCAGGGUGAUAUGAGUGUGGAGGACAUGCUAAAACAAAUCAUGACUGACCAAGCUAAGUUGGCAGCAGAUGUCCGAAACAACCAACUAGCUACCAAGAAUUUGGAGAAGCAGUUCGGGCAGUUUGCUAGUGCCUAA